AUGGAGGGGAUUGACUGGCCGCCGCGGCUGCUGCUGGUCCUGCGGCGCCACUUGGAGCAGUUGGAGCACCCCGAAUUCCCGCGGACCCCGCCACUCACCACCGCCGCCGCCCAACAGACCGUCCUGUCGUUUCUUCUUGACGCGCACGAAUGCGCCAAGCAGCUCUCGAAGUUGUCGGAGCCCUUCGUCGACUGCUGCCAGAAUCUUGUGCUGGACACCAUCGAGCAGUGCUGCGCCUCUUCGUUCCUCUCGUCGAGGGAGCGACGGGUCAUCAAUCUUUUGGCGGUGCAGCGGGAGAAGCGGUCGGAGGGGCGGCUCGGGCAGAAACGACGCCACAGCGAGAAGGCCGCCGCUGCACCAGCCACAUCCUCGCAUAAGUGUGCGGCGGUGUUGCCUUUGGAGUACCUCCUGCGCUUCUUCCUGGCACUGCCGUCUAUUUUGGCGCACUACGACAAACUUGGCGGCGCCACCAUGCCGGCAUCGUACAAGCAGCCCCUGUGGGACUACGUGAACGCCAUUCUCAGCAUCAUGAAAGGUAUGGAGUUUGUUGACCCCGCCGCGUAUGUCCUUUUGAAAUGA
This is a messenger RNA of Trypanosoma conorhini, 579 nucleotides long. RefSeq lists its product as uncharacterized. The transcript has a single exon. Lineage: Eukaryota; Euglenozoa; Kinetoplastea; Trypanosomatida; Trypanosomatidae. Bases 1 to 579 code for a protein of 192 amino acids. The record is from RefSeq and is a predicted model, not a curated record.